CAUCGCAUUCUACUCUCCCUGGCCCAAUCUGUGCACACUCUCUGGGGACUUGACAUCAUUUCGGGCUCUCAACCCAAAGGGGAGACAAGCAUAAUGUAAUGAGCAGAUUGCAUCGCUAGAAGGGUGUGGUUCUGAUUAAAAAUAACAUAGCCGCUGUCUGAGUUUACAGCAAGUGGAUAAAGGAUUUCGAUAUAAUCAACUGAUACCAUGUAUACAGCGAGCUCCGGUUCUGGCAACGCUUCCCUUCACUGUUCCAUGUCUUCAUCGGCGGAUUUCUCGGACGAAGAUGAUUAUAGUCUUAAAUCUGGGUCAGUCUCACCGGCACCGGGGGACACUUUACCCUGGAACCUACCAAGACAUGAGCGACAUAAGCGACAAAUUCAGGGAGGAUCCGUUUUGGAUCCAGCAGAGAGAGCUGUGCUCAGGAUUGCAGAUGAAAGAGACAGAGUGCAGAAAAAGACGUUUACAAAAUGGAUAAACCAACAUCUCCUGAAGGUCCGAAAGCAUGUUAAUGACCUGUAUGAAGACCUACGAGAUGGACAUAACCUGAUCUCACUGCUGGAGGUCCUGACUGGCCAGUCAUUGCCUCGGGAGAAAGGGAGGAUGCGGUUCCAUAGACUCCAGAAUGUACAGAUAGCACUGGACUUCUUAAAGAGGCGGCAGGUCAAGCUGGUUAACAUCAGGAAUGAUGACAUCACAGACGGGAAUCCCAAAUUGACGCUGGGAUUGAUAUGGACCAUAAUUCUGCACUUUCAGAUCUCGGAGAUCCAUGUUUGCGGGGAGUCGGAGGACAUGACAGCCAAGGAGCGUCUGCUGAUGUGGUCCCAGCAGAUGACCGAGGGCUACGUGGGCGUACGCUGUGACAACUUCUCCUCCUCCUGGAGGGACGGGAGGCUUUUCAACGCCAUCAUUCACAAAUACAGGCCUGACCUAGUGGAUAUGGCCAGAGUGUCGGCCCAGACUAGCCGGUCAAACUUAGAACAGGCCUUUGGGUUGGCUGAACGGCUUGGGGUGGCCAGACUACUGGACCCUGAGGACGUGGAUGUGCAGACUCCUGAUGAGAAGUCAGUCAUCACAUACGUCUCCACUCUGUAUGAUGUCUUCCCUAAAGUACCUGAUGGUGUUGACGGUAUCAAUGCAAAUGAUGUUGAUAUAAAAUGGGUAGAGUACCAGAACAUGGUGAAUUACCUGAGCCAGUGGCUCAAACACAAUGUGGCAGUGAUGUCAGACAGAGCGUUCCCUAACAACCCAGUGGAACUCAAGGCACUUUAUACACAGUACUUGCAGUUUAAAGAGAAUGAAAUCCCGCUGAAAGAAACAGAGAAGAGCAAAAUCAAGCAUCUUUACAAAAUGCUUGAGGUGUGGAUGGAGUUUGGUCGUAUCCAGCUUCCUCAGGGAUAUCACCCCAACGAUGUGGAGAAGGAAUGGGGCAAGCUGAUCGUGGCCAUGCUGGAGAGAGAGAAGAGCCUGAGGCCUGAGGUGGAUAGGCUUGAAAUGUUGCAGCAGAUUGCCAACAGGGUCCAGCGGGACUGUGUCAAUGGAGAGGACAAACUAGCAUUAGCAAGAGCAGCUCUGCAAUCUGAUGCUAAGAGGCUAGAGUCUGGGGUCCAGUUCCAGAAUGAGGCAGAGACCGCUGGGCACCUUCUGGAAUGUGAAAACCUGCUGAGACAGCAGGUGGUAGAUAUCCAGAUUCUACUGGAUGGGAAGUACUACUACUCCGAUCAGCUUGUUCAAAGGGUAUCCAAGCUCCGUGACGACCUGCUGGGCAUGAGGGCAGAGUGUUCCUCUGUGUACAGACAAGGACGCACCCUAACCACCCAACAGACCACGAUGAUGAUCUCAGGCAUCACUCAGAGUCUCAACUCAGGCUUCUCCUCCUCCAACCUCAACUCCAGCCUCACCCCUGGAGGCCAGGGAACCCCCGGUUCCACCUUCACCUCCAUCCUUACCCCGGGCCUCACCCCUGCCCUGAGUCCCGCCAUGACCCACGGCGGCAUGCAGUCCGGCUUGGUGCAGGCCUACAUGGGGGGCGGAGGAGUGGGUAUGGCCCCGGGAGACCUCCAGCACCUCAAACAAAUGCAGAUCCGCAAGCCCCUGUGCAAGUCCUUGCUAGUGGACCCCAACAUGACCGAGGAUGAGGUCAACAUAAACUUUGUGCAGGACCUGAUCAACUGGGUGGAGGAGAUGCAGGUGCAAUUGGAUCGCGGAGAUUGGGGAUCUGAUUUGCCAAGUGUGGAAACACAUUUAGAGAACCACAAAGGGGUUCACAGAGCCAUCGAAGAAUUUCAAAUGAGCCUUAAAGAAGCCAAACUUAGUGAGAUUCAGAUGACCCAAAAACUAAGUUAUUCUGAGAAACUGGGAAAAUUGGAAACCCAGUAUGGGAAGUUACUGAACUGUUCGCGGGAGCGUCAGAAGAACCUGGAGAGCCUCCAUGACUUUGUUUCGCGGGCCACCAUGGAACUCAUCUGGCUCAAUGAGAAAGAGGAGGAGGAGGUCGCUUUCGACUGGAGCGAUCUCAACGGCAACAUCUCUAAGAAGAGACAGUACCACUCUGAUCUGAUGAGAGAGUUGGAUGAAAAGGAGGAGGUGAUCAAGUCUGUACAGGACAGGGCAGAGAACCUUCUGCAGGAGAACCACCCUGCUAGGUUAACUAUUGAAGCAUACAAAGCAGCCAUGCAGACCCAGUGGAGUUGGAUUCUACAGCUAUGCUCUUGUGUGGAGCAGCACCUCAAAGACAACACAGUCUAUUUUGAGUUUUUCAAUAAUGCCAAAGAGUCCAUGGAUUACCUGAAGAGCCUGCAAGGUGACAUCCAAAGAAAGUAUUGCUGUGAUCGGACAAGCAGUGUACACAAGCUGGAAGAUCACAUCCAGGAGUCCAUGGAUGAGAAGGAGCAGCUCCUCCAGUACCGCAGCACAGUGGCUGGGUUGGUGGGCAAAGCCAAGGCCAUCGUCCAGCUCAAGCCUAGGAACCCCGAUACCCCUGUCAGAUCCUCCAUACCCGUCAUAGCCAUCUGUGACUACCGACAAAUAGAGAUCACCAUCUAUAAGGAUGAUGAGUGUGUCCUGGCCAGUAACUCUCACCGGGCCAAGUGGAAGGUGAUCAGUCCAUCUGGGAACGAGGCUAUGGUUCCCUCUGUCUGCUUCACCGUGCCUCCACCCAACAAGGAGGCUGUGGACCAGGCCAGCAGAAUUGAGCAGCUGUACCAGAAUGUCCUGACUCUGUGGCACCACUCCCACAUAAAAAUGAAGAGCGUGGUCUCCUGGCACUACCUGAUGGCAGACGUCAGAGCCAUCCGUGACUGGAACGUGUCCUCAAUUAAGACCAUGUUGCCAGGCGAGCACCAGCAGGUCCUUAGCAACCUGCAAUCCCACUUUGAGGACUUCCUGGAGGACAGCAAGGAGUCGGAGGUGUUCACUGUGGCAGACUGUUCCCAGCUAGAAAGGGAGGUGCUGGCCUGCAAGGACUACUACGAGGAGCUGCUCAAGUCUGCAGAGAGAGAGGAACACGAGGAGUCUGUGUACAACCUGUAUAUCUCUGAGGUGCGUAACUUCCGCAUGCGUCUGGAGGCUCAGGAGGAGCACCUGAUCCGACAGAUCCGCACCCCACUGGACAGAGACGACCUGGAGCAGAGUAUCCUGCGCAUCACAGAGCAAGAGAAGAAGAAGGCAGAGCUGGAUCAGCUGAAGGACGAUCUGGAGACCAUGAAGGAGAAGUGUGAGACGUUCUUCAGACAGGCCGGGGCCUCUCCCGCUGUCCCCACCCUCUCCUCUGACCUCAAUGUCCUCAUCCAGAGCAUGAGCCAAGUCUACUCCAUGUCCGCCAUCUACCUAGAGAAGCUGAAGACAGUGAGCUUGGUGGUGAGGCACAGCCAAAGUGCGGAGGCUCUAGUGAAGCUCUAUGAGGCCAAACUCUCUGAGGAAGACGCCGUGAACUCUGACCUGAAAUCCAUUGAUACAGUCGUCAGCACACUCAAGCAAUGGCGCUCAGAGAUCGACGAACAGAGGGAGAUCUUCCAUGACCUGGAGGAUGGGCUACAGAAGGCCCGUGGUAUCAGUGAACGCAUGUUCAAGGCCCACAACGAGCGGGACUUUGACCUGGACUGGCACAAGGAGAAGGCUGACCAGCUAGAAGAAAGGUGGAACAACGUCCACUCCCAGAUUGAGAGCAGACUUCGGGACCUGGAGGGCAUCAGUAAAUCACUGAAGUACUACAAAGACUCCUACGGCAGUCUGGAUGAGUGGGUCAGAGAGAUGGAGGCUGCUCAGCUCAAGACCCAAGAGAAGCAGCCAGAGGACAGCAAAGCGCUCGCUGAGCUGGUAAACCAACAGAAGGUCCUCGUUGCAGAAAUGGAACAAAAGCAGAGCAGAAUUGAUGAAUGCCAAAAGUACUCAGAGCAGUACUCAUCUGGUGCUAAAGAUUAUGAGCUACAGCUGUUGACCUACAGAGCCAUGGUUGACUCCCAGCACAAGUCCCCGCUCAAGAGACGGAGGAUGCAGAACUCGGCUGAUGCCAUCAUUCAGGAGUUCAUGGACCUCCGAACUCGCUACACGGCCGUAGUCACCUCCAUGACACAGUAUGUCAAGUUUGCCAGUGAGACAUUGAAGAGAGCAGAAGGCGAAGAGAGAUCUGUUGAUGAGGAGAAGAAAGAGCAUGGUGAUAAAGUAAGCAAGCUAUUGAAUUGGAUGUCCAGUGUGAAACCGGGCGAGAACAAAGAUGGUAAAGCCAGCACAGAGGCCUCUAGUAAGCCUCAGGUUUCAAUGGAAGAGAUGGUAACAAAAAAAGAGAAAAUUGCAGAAGCACUGAGGACUACACAGCUUAUGCUAAGUAAACACAGUGAUAAGAUGACCGAGGAAGAGAAGCAGGAAGCAAAGGAGCAGCUGAAAUCCCUCCAUCAAGCCUACAGUGAUCUCGCCCAGCAGUGUUCUGAUCAGACACCAUCUGCCGAGCAGGAGUUUCAGACCAUUGAAGGCGUUCUCGAAGUGGGAAGUAUAGAGGUCUACUCUGUGUUUAGCUCUGUCCAGAGCGGCAUGAUCGACCACACCACUGGGCUCAGUCUCCUGGAGGCUCAGCUCAUCACCUCUGGCCUCGUUCUGCCUCAGUUCAGGAUGUGUCUGGAGCUAGACGAAGCUUUCCAUCACAACCUCAUUGACGAGGCCACCUGGAAGCAGCUCAGAGAGCUCAACGAAGCCAACCGGAGUAUCCUGAGCCCUCCGUUCUCUUCAGAACCUCUCCCUGUGAUGGCAGCGCUUAGAGAGGGGGCCAUCUCUGAGCGCCUCGCCAUGAAGGUUAUAGAGAUCCAGCUGGCUACAGGUGGGUUGAGGGUGUCCUACACAGGGGAUGUACUGACCCUGGAGAGGGCCUUUCAGUUUGGCCUGAUCCCUGCACAUCUGUAUGUCAAGCUCCUGGAGAGACAGGACACAUGGAAGGACCUGAUCAACCCCGGCACGGCAGAGAAGGUCUCGCUCACCCAGCUGGUACAGAGGAGCGUGGUUGAUGAGGAGACUGGACUGCGACUGCUGCCAGUAAAGAAGAGCCACAAUGGGAGCAUAGAGUUGACAUCCGGAAGGGAGAUGAGUGUACUUAGGGCUGUUCAUGAAGGGUUGAUUGACAGAGAGACCACGUUGAGGCUGCUGGGUGCUCAGCUGUUUGCAGGCGGUAUCGCCGAUCCCAAAACAGGCAGUAAGCUCACUGUAGAGCAAGCCCUGUCAGAGGGCUUGAUCGAUCAAGACACUGCCAGUGGGAUACUGAGCCAGCAGGCCCAAACUGGAGGUAUAGUGAACCCUCAGAAUGGCAAAAGGCUAACAGUGGAUGAGGCUGUUCAGUGUGAUUUGAUGAGCUUUAGCAGUGCACUCUUGGUGCUGGAGAAACAGAAGGGGCUCAUGGGACUUUUAUGGCCUCACUCUGGUGAAAUCUUGACCAUUUCCACCUCUCUGCGGCACCAAAUCAUCACCAGUCAGCUCGCAUUCAAACUGCUCAGCAAAAGACAGAAAAUAGCGUCCCUUUACAUACCAGAAUACUCAGAGGUAGUGGAUAUUAACUCUGCUACUCAAAAUGGUUUCAUUGAUGUACACACAGCAGAGGUAUUGAAAACCAUUGAAAUACCAGAUGUUUUUCCUGAUGUUGAUGAUCUUAAUGACAGAUUUUCUAACUGGCUGAUGUUGAGAGAGCUUCAGAUUGGAGGAUCCCAUCGCACUACAGAUGAUAAUGAGAUUGAUUAUGAGAACAUAAAUACCCCAUCUUCCAUUGAGGCAAAACAGUUAUUUAUCUCAUACCUCACAAUGAAUAGUUACAUGGAUCCAAAAUCAGGACAAAGGCUUUUAAUAUUCGAUGGACAGUUGACUAAAAUGGCAGAACUUUUAGUUGACAUUUCAGUAGAGACAACUGAAAACCAGGUAUACAACACUGGACCUGGUAAUGGCACUUUCGAGGACAUGUCAUUGAAAGAAGACAUUUCUGAAGAUUCAGAGAUGUCCUUUGACAGCAAUACUGAGGAUUUUGGAUAUUUGCACAUUAACGAGGAAACAGAUGGAACAAUGAAAGACCAUCAUGCUUCACAUUUCUUCAAGGAGGAGGAGUCAGAUUAUAAGCAAUCUGACAAUAAAGCAUUUUCUAAUAAUGUGGUGAAGGUGGUAGCACAUGAUGGAACAGAGGAUUCUCCUUCAGCUAUUGACUGUGCAAACAAUACCACACAGCCUGAUUCUGACAUUAGCAUCUAUCAAAAGAACACAAGCAGUAUAAGUCUAGCACCCAUUGGAAUUGAUGUAGAAUCCUCAGAUAAUCAAUCAAAAGAGACUUUCACUGGAAGUUCAGCCACACAAACUCCUUCCACAGACAUGAGCUUGCCCUCAGGUGCACUGGAUUGCAAAAUGAUGAUAGCACACGAUUUCACAGAGAAAUUUCAUAGCUCUGUUAAGAAUAACAGACAGCAUGAUUCUGUUUUGUCUGAUGGCCCAUCACCCUUUGAAAUUGGUUUAGAAACCUCAGAUAAAGCUUUAUAUAAUCAACCAAUAGGAGAAUCAGCCCCACACGCCAUGUCGGAAAGCUCAACCCGUACUAAAUCAUGCUCAGUGGGUGGCAAAGACAUUAGCUUGCUAGCACAAUGCAUCACAGACGAAGCAUCUGUAGCUGUUCAUUCUGAAAAGAAUGCCAGACAACCUGAUUCUAAAGACAAUGUUUUGACUUAUAGCAUCUAUCAAAGGACCAGACACGGUACAAGCUCAUCAUCAUUUGAAAUUGGUGUAGAAACUUCAGAAAUACCUUCAGAUUAUCAACCACAAGAGACUGUCAAUGGAGUUUCAGCUUCAGAAACUGUUUUGGAAAGCUCAGCUCCUCCCAGAUUGUGCUUAGUGAAUGACACAGACAUGCGCCUGACAUCAGGUGCCAAGGAUUCUAAAAAGGUGGAGGCAAAAGGCCUCACAGAGGAAGCAUUUGUAGAGGUUAGCUCUUGUAAAAAUACCAGUACGAGCCCAGCGCUAACUGAAAUUGAUUUAGUCACCUUUGAAACUUAUUCAGAUAAUCAACCAAAAGAUACAGCCAGUGGAGGUUCCGCCACACAAACCAUUUUGGAAAGCUCAACUCCUAGAUUCUGCUCAGUUGAUUCUGAAAAUACUAUCCAGCAGUCUGAUUCUGAAGCAAAUGUUUCGAAGAAGAAGAAGAUAAACAACACAAGUAUAGUACCCUUUGAAAUUGAUGUAGAAACCUCACAUAUAACUUCAGAUAAUCAACCACAAGAGGCUCUCACUUUCAAUGAAGGGUCAGCCACACAAAUCAUUUUGGAAAGGUCAACCCACCCACUAUUGUGCUCAGUGAAUGACACAGGCAGGAGUUUCCCCUCAGCUGCACCAGAUUCCAAAAGGAUGCCAGCACAAAAGGAAUAUUCUAGCUCUGAAAACAAUCCACGACAUUCCAAAAUGGAGGUAGCACACGGUUUCACAGACGAAUCAUCCAUAUCUAUUGACUCUGAAAAAAAUACCAGGCAACCUUCCUUUGAAAUGGGUGAUGUGUCUGACAGAAUCGAUCAAACCAACACAAUGAGCACAAGCCCAACACCAUUUAAAAUGGAUUCAGAAACAGAUAUUGCUUCAGAUAAUCAACCUAAAGGAAGUUCAGCCACACAAACAGUACCGAAAAGCUCUACUUUGUGCUCAGGGAAAGACACAGGCCUGCCCUUGGCCUCAGUUGCACAAGGUUCCCCACAACGUCCCACAUAUCCAGUGACACCUGGCUGUGAGACAGACAAGGACACCAACUUUGAGUCAUCGCUAUUGGCCACUGUAUUGACAGACAUCCUUGACACAACCACAGCGUUUCCAUGCACUGAAGAAGUAGUGUGGGACAAUGAAGAUGAGAGAGGACUUGCGACCCACCUUCUCAGACCCCAAGUUGAAGAGGGUGGCAUUUUGUGUAUAAUUUCUGAGAAACGCUGUGACCUUGAUGCACCUUUUGAUAAGGGCCUUGUGGACGAGGACACUGUGUUAGAUGUGUGGGCAUUGCAGCUCCACAAGGGAGAUGUCUUAGAGGAAGAGAAAAGCACAGUGGCAACCCUGAAAGAAGCUGUGUCUAAAGGCUCCAUAUCCUCCCAGAUACCCCUGCAGAUCACGGAACAGCAUAGCCUGUUGGGUGGUGUACAUGACCCCAAGUCUGGAUGUACUAUUAGUGUGAGUGAAGCACUGGAUUCAGCGAUGAUUGAUGAUGAUUUGGCUGAAGAGAUCCUUCACUCAGACCCAGUACACAAAGCAAUCAUCCACCCUGAUAGACACUGUACUCACAGCAUUUCAUAUUCCCAGAGUCUGGGCCUCAUAGACAACGAUGAGGCUGAGAAUAUACGGCAGCAUCAAACAGACAAAAAGCUGUCGGUUUUGGUUCUUGAUGACUCUGAUGAGGAAGAAUGGAUAGAGAAUAGGGAUGGACAUGCACGGGAAGAUUUGUACGCAGAAGGAAGCAAAGAACAGAACUGCGAUUCACAGGCCUUACUACCUUCAUUCACCAUUAGUCAUGGGCCUGUAUGUAGACAGAUCAUAUCACCUAUCCUGUCAGAUCAGGUAACAGAGGGACGUGUCAUCCAUGAACUUGAAACACCAUCUUCAUUAAGGGAAGAUAGUGCCUCACAUGCCCCCACUAGUUCACUGUCAGACAUUGUCCCUGGGUCUAGAAAUUCCAUCCAAAAUUCCAUUUCGUCAAACAGAUCAAACUCUCUCAGUUUGAGCGAUAGUGGAGAUAGUGGAGCACCUCAGCACCAGGCUGAGGAAUUGAGACAGACAGAGGAAGACGGUAGCAGUUCUCUGAGGAGAGACACUGAUCUGUCCUGCGAGGCGGUUGGCUUCACUCCGGGUGAUGGGCAGCUGGGAGCAGGAUACCCUGAGAUAGUGGGGGACCAGACUGUUUGUCCUGUUCAGAGUGACUCAAGCGUGUCGUGCUCAUCACAUAGUGAUCUGUUGUCUGAUGAAAGGAAAAUGGAGAACACUGUUCAGCCGCCAGCCAGCCAGCUAGUCAAGGAGUCAGACCGGAGAAUAGAUAGCUCAUCACCAAGAGAUUUGUCUGGCGAUGUAACAAGCACAGUGUCCGGAGAUGUGGGUGUCAGAGGGGAUAAAACUGUAAUAAAUGGUGAUGGCGUUUCAUCGUUUAACACUGUGUCACCUCAGCGACCUCUAGUGAAAUCAGAGAGGGAUGUUGGUGGCGAAAUCGAGCCCACAUCCUCUCAAAACGGGCACAGUCAUAGUAACCCCACCAUUCAGAAAAAGACUCCAGUGCAGUUGACUAACUUAUCUGAUUUAGCUAUUGUAUCCAGUGUACAUAGCAUAAAAUCAGGCAGUGACAAUAAAGACAGCUACGAUAUAGGUGAUCAAGAGCAGUUACAGACUGCUCCCAUUAAAGAGAUAUCUAGCACAAUCACCCCUGAUCCGACACUGACUGAUAAACGCCUGCCAAAUUCAAACGCUAAUGUUGAAGCUAAAGCUAAUGACAGGGUUGAAUCAAGCAGGAGUGGUGACAGCAAACCAGGGAGAAAAGAAGGCUCAUCUGAUGAUGGUCUCUCACAGAUUACUGAUCAAGCAACAUCACAGACAGGACAGACAAGUAGCAAUGAUACAAGUUCGUUGUCAGCAUCAAAAAUGACCUCAGGAAAUCCAUUAAAGGCAAAAGAGCCAGGUAUGAGAACAGAUGUUAAACAAGAUGAAUGUGGUUCUGUUGAGAAUCAUCCCCAACCGAUGGCCGCUAAUGCUCAACCAGACUCUCACUCCAAUACACCCUCAACAUCAGAAAUGACCUCAGGGCAUCCGGUAAAGCUUGGCCUCGGAUCAGAUCUUACAUGUAGGCAGAAUCAAUGUGGUGCUGAUGAGAAUCAUCCCCAUCUGAUGACUGUUGAUGUUCCACCAGACUUAAUGACACAUGAUAGUGUCCCACCACCUGCGUUGGCGAUCUAUACUGCUCUAAGGUCUGGUUUAGAUGAGCUGGUGAGAAUGAGAGUGGAGGGGGCAGAUGUCGAUGACUUGCAAAAGGCUGAGACCCAAGCAGUGGAGGACAUCAUCAACCUGAUACAGGACAAUCCACAGUCCCAUGGAAGAGGUUUUGGUGAUUUUGGUGAGGAGACAGAUGCAGCGCCUGGGCUUAUGAAAAGUAGUAGCCCAGAUCUCCUCAGGGAUCUGUUGAAGCAGGAGGCUCUCCGUUCAGGUAAAACUAGUCCGGAGGAAGAGGAAGGGGAACCCCUCCAUGAAGAAACCCCUCCAUCUGAUAUGACCCAGAUUCAGUCUCAGCUUCUGCAGGUUCUUCAAAGUUUAUCCUCAAGCCAAGACCCUGCCAUGCUCAGCGAUGUGAUAGGAACCUUGAGCAGUAUUCUGGGCGGUGCUCCUCACGAGGGCAGGCCACACAACCUGGAGAUCAUCCAGGAGGAGGGCUCAUCAGAUGAGGCUGAAGGUGCCGUGGCAGAUCCCAUGGAAGCUCCUGACCUAUGUCAAUCUACAGAGGUUGAAACCAUUUCAGACACAGGCAAUGCUGAACCAGUUCAAUCUAAAGUCAGGCAACAGUACUCCACCCAGGAUUAUCUGGAGUGUGUGGGCAGACUUCAGGAUCAUGCAGAUGUUCUAGAGGAGAUCAGGAAUGUCCUGUCAUCCCAGCAGGGCUCUCUGAGUAACAAUAUGGAGGAGUUAAACAGUCAUCUGGAUGAAUCUCAGUCGUUGGAAGCACAUCUCUCUACACUGGCUGGCAUUCUGACCAGAGAUCUGGACAUAACCAAGCAGCUGUUAAAGUCUGCCAGUGCGCUCGUUCCCACGCAUAUCCACCAAGAUCUGGCUUCAGCCUUUCGAGAGUUGCAGCCAGUUUUUGCAGACGUUUGCCAGAUGUCUGCAGAAAAUAAUUAUGUUCUAAGGCAGGCUAUUGAUACAGGAAAGGCCCAGUUGAAGUCAACAUACCAGGAUCUCCUCAGUACCCUUGAUAGACUAUCAGGCUGUAUUCAUGACAACUCUGAGAUGGCCGGCAACCUCGACAUCCUGAACACAUCUGACUUGGACACAGUGAAAGACAUGAUCCAAAAGAAUAAGGGCAUGGAGACUAAUCUGUCAGGGACCCACAGACAUCUGGAGGACACUGCGUUUGACAUCCAGUACUUUAUCUCAGAGCAUGCCCAGUUCCUGAGUCCGGCCCAGAGCAGGCACCUCCUCAAGUCUCUCAGCGCCACCCAGAGGGCGUUUAAGGAACAGACGGAGAGGGUGGCCAAACAGAGACGCACCCUGGAACGCCACCUGGAGAUCAAAGAGGACAAGAGUCAGCAGAAGUACAUGGAGGAGAAACAGAAGGUGAUCUCAGACAAGCUGCAGGAGCUGUGUGACAACCUGACCAAUACAGAGAACCGUCUGAUAGGCCAUCAGCAGCAGACCAAGGGUGCAGCGAGUGUGGAAGACCUGCAGCAUGUGCAGCAAGAGCAUCAGGCCUUGCAGAAAGACAUCUUGACCAAUGGCAGUGCCUUGAAUGAGGUCAUCAGUAGCACCAAGAAGUUCCUGGAUGAGAAUCGGUCUACGCUGACCCCAGAUCAGAUCAUUGCCAUCGAGAGCAAGCUGGAGGACGCCGAGAGCAAGGUCAAACUUAUCAACCAACGGGCAGAGGAGUCCAGGAAAGACCUGGAGAAGUCUGUGACCACUGCUAUCAAACAGGAGACUGAGAAGGAGGCUGCUGUUGAGCAGCUUGAGGAGAGCAAGAACAAGAUUGAGGGUUUGCUGGACUGGAUCAACAACAUGGGGAAUGAGAAAGUGAUGGGGGGCGAACAGACAGACCAUAUGGGCAUACAGAACGGGAACAUGCCGUUGCAGUCGGAGACCUCGGCCAAGAACAUUCUGGGUGAGGAUGAUGACCCCAAUGGAAACAAUGGAAACGCUUUCCAGACUACAGACAACGACACUGAAGGACAGGCCACAGGGAAGACCCCAGAACUGGACCUGGAAAAGCAGUAUGACAGAGUCAAGGCUCGUCACCAGGAGAUCUUGUCCCAGCAACAGGAGCUGAUCAUGGCCACCCAGUCAGCCCAGGCUCUGCUGGACCACCAGGCCCAUGCCUUGUCGCCCACGGAUAAGGACAAGCUCCAGAGGGACAUCCAGGAGCUGAAAGGACGGUACAACUCUUCCCUUACCCACGCAGAACAGCAGAUGAAGCAGGUGGUCCAGGUUCAGGAGGAGCUGAAGAAGUUCCAGGGAGACUGUGAGGAGUUUGAGGGCUGGCUGCAGCAGGCAGAGGGGGAGGUGGAGGAGCUGGGAGCCCCUGCUGGAGCUCUCAACGACCUCACAGAAAAGCUCCAGAGACAGAAGAGCUUCUCUGAGGACGUCAUCUCCCACAAGGGAGACCUGCGGUUCAUCACCAUCUCAGGACAGAAGGUGUUGGACGUGGCGAAGGCCUGCGGACGCAUGGACCCUGGUGGGAAAGAUGCCCAGCUGGAGGUGGAUACCACUGCAACCUGUGCUGCUGUGAAGGAGAAGCUUGACUCAGCUGCUGGUCGCUUCAAAGCCCUACACUCUCAGUGCAAUGAUCUUGGCAACAAUCUCAGAGACGUGGUGGACAAGUACAAGAAGUAUGAGGACUCGGCUGCUGGUCUCCUGAAGUGGCUCAACAACUCAGAGGAGGACGCCAGAAGGCAGCAGUCUGAGGCCAUCGCUGCCGACCCUCAAACCCUACAGAAACAGCUGGAGGACACCAAGGGUCUGCAGGGUCAGACUACUGGUCGUCAGACUGCUGUGGAGACACUCCGCAAAACAGCUGACUCUCUGGUCACCGCCCAGGGGGACCUGUUGACCAAUCAGGACCAUAUCCAUGAAACAGUGGAUGAUAUUGUGGAGAGGUAUGACAACCUGUCUAAGUCAGUGAGUGAUCGUAAUGAGAAGCUUCAGAUCACCCUGACCCGCUCCCUGAGUGUCCAGGAUGGCCUGGAUGAGAUGAUGAGAUGGAUGGAGGGAGUAGAGGAGAGUGUGAAGGAGAAAGGACAAGUCCCUCUGGAUUCAGCAGCCAUUGGAGAUGUGCUCAGCAAAGAGGCAGCUCUGGAGCAGGAUAUUUCCAGUCGCCAGAGCAGCAUCUCUGCCAUGAAGGCCAAGGUUAAGAAGUUUGUGGAGACAGCUGACCCCGCUGCAGCGGCUCUGCUGCAGUCCAAAAUGGACACCCUGUCUCAGCGCUUCUCUGACGCCUGUGACAAGCACAAACACAAGCAGGGCCAGCUGGAGCAGCUGAAGGACAAGGUGGAGGAGUUUGAGAAGACAACGGAGAAGGUGCAGCAGUUUGUGCUCAAGCGCUCUCAGGCCCUCUCUGAAACAGACGGACCAGGGAAAAACGUCAACGAGCUCUCGCAGCUCAUGCAGGAUACUAACACUGAGUUGGCUGAACAUGCCAAGGAUGUGGAAAUGCUGCAGAUGCUGUCAAAGGAACUGGCCAWUAUGGGUCCAGAGYGAAGCAAGGCCCAGAUUCAGCGRAAGAUGGACAACCUCUCCAACACCUUCAAUGCCUUCAAAAACACUGUGAAGGAGAAAGAGGAGGAGGUGUCUUCCUGCCAGGAUCAGCUGGGAGACUUCAGGGCUGCAGCCGGAGCUCUCAGGACGUGGCUGGAGGAGACGACAGAGAAAGUCCCUGUGGUUCAGCCAACCAGCAGUGAACAGAGUCUAGCAAAGGACCUGAAGAGAGUCAAUGCUCUAAUGGAGGAAUGGACAACCAAAGGCUCUGCUGUCCAAGAUAUAAAUAGCAAAGGAUCUGCACUAUGUAGCCUCAUCAGUGUUCUCACAUCUCCAGCCAAGACCAAGAUGUCACAUAAGUCAGCUGUUACUAACAGUGGUGGCCCCGGAAACCAUGCCUACCUAACCAAUAAAGAGCUGAUGGUGGUACAGCAAAACAUGGCGUAUAUCAACGAGGGCCACAAGAGUCUGGGAGAAGUGCUGAAGGGCCGGGCUACAGAGCUGUCUGUCCUGGUGCAGGAGGUGACAGAGGCCCAGAAGGAGACAGACACCAUGAUAACAUGGCUGCAGGAUAUGAAGAAGACAGCAGCAUCCUGGAACUCUGCGUCCACAGAGAAAGACACCAUGAAAACACAACUGGAGCAACAGAAGGCCUUUGAGGAAGACAUGAAACAAAAGCGCGAGCAGCUCCAGAAGCUGAGAGAGAAGCUUCUCCAUCUGAUUGAAAAACACCCAGACUCUCCUGAAGCAGCAAAAUGGAAGCAGAUGCUGUCACAGAUAGAUGCUUCCUGGGCGGAUGUGAGCGGGUCGGUGGAGGACAGGAAGCAGCGUCUGGAGGAGUCCAACAGGAACCUGGACGUGUUCCAGACUACUGAGCCGCAGCUCCGCCAGUGGCUCUCAGAGAAGGAUAUGAUGCUCAGUGUCCUGGGGCCCCUCUCCAUGGACCCCAACAUGCUCAACACACAGAAGCAGCAAGUCCAGAUCCUCCUGAACGAGUUUGACAGCCAUAAGCCACAGUUUGACCAGCUUCACGAGGCUGCUGCUGCUAUCCUGAGCACAUCAGGCAAGCAGGACCCCUCCUCUGGUGGGAAGGUGGUGAAGGAUCAACUGGCCGCCGUCACCCAGAAAUGGCAGGGCCUGACUGGGCAGCUGGGCCAGAGAGCCGGCCUCAUCGACCAGGCCGUGGGGAAGUCGAGCCAGUUCCAGGAUCUGCUGAUGAGCCUGAGCCAGAGCGCCGCCUCACUGGAGACCUGGCUCAACAGCCAGCAGGCCCUUAGCAGUCAGCCUGACGUGGUGAAGAAGCAGCUAGAGGAGGCUAACAACAUCUCUGGCCAGCUGAGGGAGGAGAYGAAGAGGCUAAAAGAGGCUGAGACCCUCUGCUCUGAGCUUUCUGCCCUGGUCACGGAGGACUACCUGAAAGCAGGCCUAGACAGGCAGCUGGAGGGGGUCAACAAGCCUUUCAAACAGUUGGAGGACAAAGCAGGGAAGCGGAUCCAGCAACUGAACUCCGCCUUCGCAAGCUCCCAGCAGUUCCACCAGACCUCCAAAGACUUCCAGGGGUGGAUGAACGAGAAGCUCCAGGAGCAGUCUAAAUCCCAGGCCAUCUCGGCCCAGGUGGAGACCCUCCGGCAGAGCCUGAAAGAACAGAGUGCCCUGCAGAAGGCCCUCAGUGAACACGAGGAACCGUACAGCACCAUCGUCAGGGAGGGAGAGACCCUCCUCCAGAACACUGACGGGGCAGAGAAGGUGGCGAUGCAGGGCCAGCUGGCUACACUGCGUUCCAACUGGGACGAUGUGAAGAAGAGCUCGGCUGAGCGCCAGGAUAAGCUCCAGGGGGCGCUGCAGAGGGUCCAGAAGUAUCACGAGCACGCUGAGAAGCUCCAGUCCUGGGUCCAGGAGUGUGAAGCCAGGGAGGGCAGCGUCAGGCUCAGCGUGGACCCAGCGGAGGUGGAGAGCUCCAUCUCCCAGCUGAAGGCUAUCCAGAAGGACGUGGAUAAACACAGAGGCCUGGUGGAGCAGCUGAACACUGCAGCCGACAGCCUCCUGGAGGUGGCCAACGCAGACACAGAGGCCGUCAGGGAGGAGAAGGCGGCCAUCGGGCAGAGCGUGGACCGGGUCACGGAGGGGGUCCAGAACAAGAGAGAGUCUCUGGAGAAGAUCUCACAGAGGCUGAAAGAGUUCAACGACACCCACAAUGAGGCCAAGGGCCAGCUGGCAGGGGCUAAGAAGCAGCUAGAUGCCCACACAUCACUGGGGGUCCAGGCCUACAGCAACAAGAACCUGACCAACAUGAAGGCCCAGCAGAAGAGCCUGGAUGGAGUCAACACCCAGGUUGAGCACCUGAAGAGCCUUGCCCAGGGCCUGGUGGCUGAUGUCCCCGAGGCAGACGGGGUGACCGACCUCCUACUGCAGGCCGACAGCCUGGAGAAAGAGCACGGCUCCCUCAGCAAGGAUGUAGGGGAGACCUGCUCCACCUUGGAGGGCAAGCUGCAGGGCAUCGGGCAGUUCCAGACCAACAUCCGCGAGAUGUUCACCCGCUUCGCAGACCUAGAUGACGAGCUUGACAGCAUGGCUUCUGUGGGCCGCGACCUGAUCACACUUAAGGAGCAGCAGGGCAGCAUCAAGGGCUUUGUGGAGAAACUGCAGGAGCUGAUGGCCGACACGGCUCGAGGAGGGGACAGCUGUAAGAAGAUGCUGGAGACUGAGGCCUCCCCAGACCUGCUGGGGCUGAAGAGAGACCUGGAUGCUCUGAGUAAGCAGUGUGGCAAGCUGAUAGACAGAGCUAAAGGGAGAGGGGAAGAGGUGGGGAGCACACUCACCCGUCUGGUUGAGCUUUACUCCAAGCUACAGCAGUUCACCAACAAACUGGGCGGGGCUGAGGUCAAGGAGGAAGGUCAAGGGUCACUUGGCAUGGAGACUGAUGUCAUCAACCAACAGCUGGAAGCUUUCAAGGUAUUCCAGAAAGAGGUUGAUCCACUGCAGAGCCAGUUGCAAGACAUUAACUGGCUGGGCCAAGGCUUGAUCCAGAACGCUGACAAAGGCACCAGCACCAAGGGCCUUGAACUUGACCUGGAGGAUGUCAACACACGAUGGAACACUCUCAACAAAAAGAUUGCUGAGCGGUCAGUGCAGCUGCACGAGGCCCUGUUGCAUUGUGGGAGAUUCCAGGAUGCCCUGGAGUCCCUACUCAGCUGGCUGACGGACACAGAGGACCUGGUGUCCAAUCAGAAACCUCCGUCUGCCGAGUUCAAAGUUGUCAAGGCACAGAUCCAGGAGCAGAUACUCCUCCAGAGGCUGCUGGAUGACCGCAGGCCCACGGUGGAGCUGAUUAAGAAGGAGGGAGGGAAGGUUGCGGAGCUGGGAGCAGAGUCCGUGGACAAGGAGAAGGUGGGGAAGGAGAUUGAGUGCCUGGGGCAGAGGUGGGACGCUCUGCUGAACAAGGCUGAGAACAGGCACAAACAGCUGAAGAGCAUUCUGGUUGUGGCUCAGCAGUUCCAUGAGACACUGGAGCCGCUGUCUGAGUGGCUCUCUGCCACAGAGAAACACUUGGCCAAAGCUGAACCUAUUGGCACACAGACCUCCAAGCUGGAAGAGCAGAUCUCCCAGCACAAGGUAUUAGAGGAGGAGAUAAUGGAUCACAGUAAAGACCUGGUUCAGGCCGUCAACCUGGGUCAAAUGCUGAAGCUAGUCAGCUCAGUGGACGAUAAGGAGCUGGUGCAGUCUAAGCUGGACUCCAGCCAGGCUAGUUAUGUAGAGCUGCAGGAGCGUUGUAGGAGGAAGGCUGAGAUGCUGCAACAGGCUCUGGCCAACGCACAGCUCUUUGGAGAAGACGAGGUGGCCCUCAUGAACUGGCUCAACGAAGUGCACACUAGGCUGAGCGAAGUGUCCGUCAAAGACUACAAGACGGACGUGCUGGAAAAGCAGUGUGCAGAACAGCUGGCCCUACAUGAAGACAUUGAGUUGAGGAAGCAGAAUGUUGAUCAAGCCAUUUCUAAUGGAUUGGAACUGCUGAAACAAACAACAGGUGAUGAGGUGGUUGUCAUCCAAGGCAAGUUGGACGGGAUAAAGAUGAGAUACGCUGAGAUCAACUCCAUGAGUGAUAACGUGUCUAAGACCCUGGACCAGGCCCUAACCCUGGCCUCUAAGCUUCAGCACACCCAUGAAGACCUCAGCUCCUGGCUGAAGAAUGUCGAGGCUGAGCUCACCGCCUUCACUGCUCAGGCGCCUGUAGGAGAGCAGCUCGUUCAGGCACAAGACAGGCAGAAGGCAUUGCUGAAAGAGGCCAGGGAUCACAAGCCCCAGGUGGACAAACUCAACGAGGUGAGCAGCUCUCUGCUGGAGCUGGUCCCUUGGAGGGCUCGGGAGGGCCUGGACAAGAUAGUGACAGAGGACAACGAUCGCUACAAGGCCACCAGCGACACCAUCGCACAUCACGUGGAGCAGAUAGACGCCGCUAUACUGAAAUCACAGCAGUUUGAACAAGCAGCUGACACUGAGCUAGCCUGGCUUACUGAAGCAGAGAGGAAGAUGUUGUCACUGGGAGAGAUCAGGCUGGAACAGGACCAGACCACUGUCCAGCUCCAGUCCCAGAAGGGCUUCUCUAUGGACAUCAUGAGACACAAGGAUGCCGUGGAUGGAAUUGUGAAAACAGGCCAGGCCAUCAUGAACAGCAAGAUGAGGAGGAAAAAUCCAGCCCUCCUGGAGAAGUAUGUUGUUGUCAGUCAGCUGAACUCGGAGCGCUGCCUGCAGCUGGAGCGAGCCCAGUCUCUGGCCAGCCAGUUCUGGGAGACUUACGAGGAGCUGUGGCCCUGGCUCCAGGAGACCCGCACCAGUUUCAGCCAGCUCCCACUGGCGUCCAUCGAGUACGAAGCUCUCCGACAGCAACAGGAGGAGCUCAGGCAAAUGCGAGAGCUGAUUGCUGAGCACAAGCCCUACAUCGACAAGAUGAARAAGACAGGUCCCCAGCUACUGGAGCUGAGUCCUGUGGCGGGGGUCGCUAUCAGGGAGAAGUACACAGCCACAGACCUGCUGUACGCCCAGCUCAAGGCUGACGUCAAACAGAGGGCCUUCACUCUGGAUGAGGCCAUCUCCAAAUCCACACAGUUCCAUGACAAGAUCGAGCCCAUGCUGGAGUCCCUGGAGCGGAUCGCUGAGCGCCUGCGUCAGCCGCCCUCCAUUUCUGUGGAGGUGGAGAAGAUCAGGGAGCAGAUCACAGAGAACAAGGUUGUGUCGGCGGACCUGGAGAAACUGCAGCCGUCCUACGACACGCUCAAGCAGCGCGGUGAAGAGAUGAUUGCUCGCUCAGCGGGAGCUGACAAGGACAUAUCUGCUAAAGCUGUGCAAGACAAGCUGGAUCGGAUGGUGUUCACCUGGAAUGAGAUCCAUGCUCUGAUGGAGGAGAGGGAGGCCAAGCUGCUGGAUGUAAUGGACCUGGCAGACAAGUUCUGGUGUGACCACUGUGCCCUCAUCGUUACCAUCAAGGACACCCAGGACCUGCUGAGGGAGCUGGAGGAGCCUGGAGUCGACCCUUCUGUAGUGAAACAGCAGCAGGAGUAUCUGGAGAGCUUCAAGGAGGAGAUUGACGGCCUCCAGGAGGAGCUUGAUGUGGUGCGGAACCUGGGGGCGGAGCUUAUGGCUGCUUGUGGUGAACCAGAUAAGCCAGUCACAAAGAAGAGUAUUGAUGAGGUGAACUUGGCGUGGGAGACUCUGAACAAGGCAUGGAAGGAGAGAGUGGACAGACUGGAUGAGGCCAUGCAAGCUGCUGUACAGUUCCAGGAUGGCCUGCAGGGUAUGUUUGACUGGGUGGACAUUGUGGAGCACAAACUGGGUUCUAUGUCACCUGUGGGCACAGACCUGGACACUGUCAAGCAACAGAUAGAAGAACUCAAGGAGUUCAAAGGUGAGGCGUAUCAGCUGCAGAUGGAGAUGGAGCGACUGAACCACCAGGCGGGCCUGCUGCUGAAGAAGGUGACGGAGGAGUACGACCGUUGUGCCAUCCAGGAGCCCAUGACCGAGCUCAAAAUGCUCUGGGACAACCUGGAUGAAAAGAUCAUCAACAGACAGCACAAACUGGAAGGAGCGCUGUUGGCUCUGGGGCAGUUCCAGCAUGCGCUGGACGAGCUUCUGGCCUGGAUGAGCAACACUGAAGAGCUGCUCAACGAACAGAGGAAGGCUGUAGGAGACCCCAAGGCCAUUGAGAUCAAGCUCGCCAAGCACCACGUCCUCCAGAAUGAUGUGUUGGCCCAUAAGACGACGGUGGAGGCGGUCAACAAGGCCGGUACUGACCUGGUGGAGUCCACUUCUGGAGAGGAAGCCGCCGGCCUGCAGAACAAACUGGAGAACCUCACCCAGCGCUGGAAAGACAUCCUGGAGAAGACAGAGCAGAGGAGGCAGCAACUGGACAGUGCUCUGCUUCAGGCCCAAGGUUUCCAUGGCGAGAUCGAAGACAUGCAGCAAUGGCUGAAAGACACAGAGCGUCAGCUGUUAGCAUCAAAGGCUGUGGGAGGCUUACCAGACACGGCCCGCGAGCAGCUUAAUGCCCAUCUGGAGUUAUGUUCCACAAUGGAGGCCAAGGAGGAGCUGUACCAGCAGCUGAUGAACAAAGGUCAGCAGCUGCUCACCAUGACCCCCUCUGGCCAGGACAGCAACACAGAGCAGGACCUCCGUAACCUACAGGACAAAUGGGAGUCUGUGCAGGCCAAGGUGGCUGAGAGAAAGGUGAAACUGGAAGAGGCUUUGGCUCUGGCCACAGAGUUCCAUAACUCUCUCCAGGACUUCAUCAACUGGUUGACCCAAGCUGAACAGACUCUCACUAUGUCCUCUCCUGCCUCCCUCAUCCUGGAAACCAUCCUGUUUCAGAUAGAUGAGCACAAGGUGUUUGUGACAGAGGUAAACUCCCACAGGCAGCAGAUCAUUGAGCUGGAUAAGACAGGGACACACCUGAAGUACUUCAGCCAGAAGCAGGACGUGGUAUUGAUCAAGAACCUGCUGAUAAGUGUACAGGGCCGCUGGGAGAAGGUGGUGCAGAGGUCUGUGGAGAGGGGCCGUCUGCUGGACGACACCAGGAAGAGGGCCAAACAGUUCCACGAAACCUGGAACAAGCUGACAGAAUGGUUGGACGAUUCGGAGAAGGCUUUGGACUCUGAGCUGGAAAUCGCCAACGAUCCUGACAAGAUCAAGAUGCAGCUGGCCCAGCACAAGGAGUUCCAGAAGGUGCUGGGGAGCAAGCACUCAGUGUAUGACACCACCAGUCGUACCGGACGUGCCCUGAAGGAUAAGACGUCACUGCAGGACGAUAACCAGAAGCUGGACGACAUGCUGAGUGAACUGAGGGACAAGUGGGACACUGUCUGUGGCAAGUCAGUCGAGAGGCAGAACAAACUGGAAGAGGCGUUGCUGUUCUCUGGUCAGUUUACUGAUGCCCUGCAGGCCCUGAUUGACUGGCUGUACAGAGUGGAGCCUCAGCUGGCCGAGGACCAGCCAGUACAUGGAGAUAUAGACCUUGUGCUCAAUCUCAUCGACAGUCACAAGGUGUUCCAGAAGGAGCUGGGUAAGCGGACGGGGAGCGUUGCGGCCCUGAAGCGUUCGGCUAAGGACCUGAUUGAGAGCAGCCAUGAAGACUCCUCCUGGGUCAAAGCUCAGAUGCAGGAGCUGAGCGCUCGCUGGGAGACAGUUUGCGCUCGCUCAGUAUCUAAACAGACCCGGCUGGAACAGGCACUGAGUCAGGCUGAGGAGUUCCACUCUACAGUCCAUAUGCUGCUGGAGUGGCUGGCCGAGGCCGAGCAGAGCCUGCGUUUCCAUGGCACCCUGCCCGARGACGAGGAGGCCCUCGGGGCUCUUAUCGAGCAGCACAAGGAGUUCAUGAAGAAACAGGAGGAGAAGAGAGUGGGCCUGAACAAAGCCACCAGUAUGGGGGAGGCUAUCUUGACCAUCUGCCACCCAGACUCUAUCACCACCAUCAAACACUGGAACACCAUCAUUAAAGCCCGCUUCGAGGAGGUCCAGGCGUGGGCGCGGCAGCACCAGCAGCGCCUGGCCAUGGCCCUCAGUGAUCUGCUGGCCACUAAGGAGCUGCUGGAGGGUCUUUUGGGCUGGCUGCAGUGGGCUGAGACCACACUCAAUGACAAGGACAAUGAGGUCCUGCCUCAAGAGAUAGACGAGGUCAAAGCCCUCAUCGCUGAACACCAGACAUUCAUGGAGGAAAUGACCAGGAAGCAACCAGAUGUUGACAAGAUCACCAAGACACACAAGAGAAAGGCUGUGGUCGGGAGCGAGCCUGCCAGCCAGUCCCAUAUCCCUGUCCUGGAGAAAGGAAGAGGUGGAAGAAAGCGUUCUCCCACACAAGCCAUGUACCCAUCUUCACAGCCUCUCAUAGAGACCAAGAACCCCAGGGUCAACCUAUUGGUCAGCAAGUGGCAGCAGGUGUGGCUACUGGCCCUGGACAGGAGGAGGAAACUCAAUGAUGCCAUGGACAGACUUGAGGAGCUGAAGGAAUUUGCCAACUUUGACUUUGAUGUGUGGCGGAAGCGCUACAUGCGAUGGAUGAACCAUAAGAAGUCGCGUGUCAUGGACUUCUUCAGACGCAUUGACAAGGAUCAGGAUGGAAAGGUCACCAGACAGGAAUUCAUAGAGGGCAUCCUCUCCUCCAAAUUCCCCACCAGUCGGCUGGAGAUGAGUGCGGUGGCAGACAUAUUUGACCGGGAUGGUGACGGCUAUAUUGACUACUAUGAGUUUGUGGCUGCCCUUCACCCCAACAAAGAGGCAUACAAACCCCUCACAGAUGCAGACAAAAUUGAAGAUGAGGUUACACGCCAAGUGGCAAAAUGCAAGUGUCCUAAACGAUUCCAAGUUGAGCAAAUUGGUGCCAACAAAUACAGGUUCUACCUUGGAAAUCAGUUUGGAGACUCCCAGCAGCUGCGUCUGGUACGGAUCCUACGGAGUACUGUGAUGGUGCGCGUGGGUGGAGGUUGGAUGGCUCUGGAUGAGUUCCUCGUAAAAAACGAUCCGUGUCGAGCCAAAGGAAGGACAAACAUGGAGCUGCGAGAAAAGUUCAUUCUCCCAGAAGGCACCACUCAGGUGAUGGCCAGUUUCCGGUAUAGAGGUCGUAGGUCGCGGCCGUCGUCACGGGCUGCCUCUCCCAACCGGUCAAACUCUAACCAUAGCUGUCCGGCCCAGCAUAAUAACACAGCCUUGACCAGCACACCCAAGACUCCCCAACACAUAACCCGCAAUUAUGAUAAGCCCUGGCUGACAAACAGCAAACCCUCCAGUCCUCUAAAAUCAUCAGACUCCUUUGAGAGCCAAGGUUCAUCCUCUGAGAGCAUCCCAAUACAGGGAAGCAAACUGCGUCUCCCGGGAUACUUGUCAGGAAAAGGGUUCCAGUCGGGAGAAGAGCAGGGAACCCUGAUCAAUGCUGCUGUGAUGAAAGCACGGGGGCAGGCAAUUGGCUUUGAAUCGAGAAGACCCGGCAGCCGGCCUGGAAGUAAAGCAGGUAGCCGAGGCAGCAGCCGGAGGGGAAGCGAUGCUUCAGACUUCGACAUCUCCGAUAUCGCAUCGGUGUGCUCCGAAACGUCGGAGAUGGUGGGUGACACCAGUCGGGGCACACCCCGCUCAUCGUCACGUCAACACGGAGGCAAGCCCUCCAAAAUCCCCACUCCUCAAAGGAGGUCGACCCCCAGCAAACUGGCCAAGACCUCCAAGAGAUAGUCAUUGGCCUUGAGACAUCUACGGGAGCCCCGCUGGCCCAAAGUGGCCCUCCUGGUUCCACAAGACGUAUGGAGACUGGAGACACAUGAACUGACACUAGAGACUGGUGUAUGUGUUAAUUAUUUAAAGUGUUGCGAAGAUGUUAAAUAUUCUGUUGAGAGAAAAAAUUGUUUAAUAUUAAGUGAGAAUGGAAUGUCAAUGGCCUUGUCUAUUUGUGUAUUUGUCUUAAUGUAUUUUAUUUUCUGUGAAUAAUGUCAAAUUAUUAUGAUCAUUUUAUUUUAUUGACGCUAAACCUGAAGAGGUACAAAAAACUGAAAGAAAAAAAACAUGGAAAAGACUACAUUGUAUGGUCGUUCUAACACUUUUACACACUAAUGAAUGGUAACGCACAGCAUUGUGCUCUGAGAGAGUUACUGAAUGUACUGUAAUUUCUGUAUGCUGACAUGCGUGUGACAGACGGUGCAUCACGCUACUGUGGGACACCAAUGAUCUAUUAUCUAUUUAAAGUGCAAUGAUGUUCUGCCAAAAUAUGCAUUUAAAGGGCAAUACAAUAUACAUGUAGCCUACCACAUAGUAAACACUGCAAAUAAUGAUGUUCUGACAGAGAAGACCGUUGAAGGCAAGUUCACGCAGAAACCCCUCAAUAUCCAGGCUUUAAAAUACUUCAACUUUCCUUAGUACCUGCAGGUAAUACUGUUUUGUUUGGUCAACUUACAGCGAUGUGUGCCAUUUUACCUUGAAGAGGAGCCUCCCGGGGCCCUGAGUAGACAUUCUUUAGUGCAUCAUCAUGUCAGUGUAUGGUUCAUUUUACUGGAGUGGAAAGGAUUACUGUAACCUUUUUGUAAUAAAUGUGCUUGCAGAAAGCUACCAUGGGAUAAUGA
Molecule: messenger RNA, 24503 nt
Organism: Salvelinus sp. IW2-2015
Lineage: Eukaryota; Metazoa; Chordata; Actinopteri; Salmoniformes; Salmonidae
Gene: dst
Product: dystonin
Biological process (GO): intermediate filament cytoskeleton organization; wound healing
Cellular component (GO): intermediate filament; cytoskeleton; cytoplasm
Molecular function (GO): calcium ion binding; microtubule binding; structural molecule activity
Source: RefSeq, a predicted model, not a curated record